Molecule: messenger RNA, 2934 nt
Organism: Gorilla gorilla gorilla (western lowland gorilla)
Lineage: Eukaryota; Metazoa; Chordata; Mammalia; Primates; Hominidae
Gene: HDX
Product: highly divergent homeobox
Exons: 10
Coding region: 168-2240 (690 amino acids)
Biological process (GO): regulation of transcription by RNA polymerase II
Molecular function (GO): RNA polymerase II cis-regulatory region sequence-specific DNA binding; DNA-binding transcription factor activity, RNA polymerase II-specific
Source: RefSeq, a predicted model, not a curated record
GUCUUUUGUGACGUCACGAUCAUGAUGAGAAUUGAUGAUCGGACACGCUGAUUUCAUUGUCUGAAGCGGCACUGGAGACCCAGGAAAAAUCUCGCUGAAUCCGCCUGCCCCAGCAGUGGCCUGAUCUGGGUUCCGCUGAUUCCUUUCGUAACCGCACCACACCCGAGAUGAAUCUACGUUCUGUAUUUACUGUAGAACAACAAAGGAUUUUACAGCGUUAUUAUGAAAAUGGAAUGACAAAUCAAAGUAAAAAUUGCUUUCAGCUCAUAUUACAGUGUGCACAGGAGACUAAGCUGGACUUCAGUGUAGUCAGGACGUGGGUUGGCAAUAAGAGAAGAAAGAUGAGUAGUAAGAACUCUGAAUCUGGAACAGCAACAACAGGAACCUCUUUGUCAGCUCCAGACGUUACAGUCAGAAAUGUGGUUAAUAUUGCUCGACCCUCAAGCCAGCAGUCUUCUUGGACAUCUGCCAAUAAUGAUGUCAUUGUAACUGGUAUAUACAGUCCAGCCAGUUCAUCAAGUAGGCAAGGAACAAACAAACAUACAGACACACAAAUUACAGAAGCACAUAAAAUCCCUAUUCAGAAAACAGCCACUAAAAAUGAUACUGAGUUUCAGUUACACAUUCCUGUUCAAAGACAAGUAGCACACUGUAAAAAUGCUUCCCUACUCCUAGGUGAAAAAACAAUUAUUUUGUCAAGACAGACAAGUGUGCUAAAUGCUGGAAACUCAGUAUUCAAUCACACAAAGAAAAACUAUGGAAACUCUUCAGUACAAGCUUCUGAAAUGACAGUACCUCAAAAGCCUUCUGUGUGCCACCGACCUUGUAAAAUUGAACCAGUUGGGAUUCAAAGGUCAUAUAAGCCUGAACACACAGGUCCAGCAUUACAUAACUUAUAUGGGCAAAAGCCAACUAUUAGAGACCCUUACUGUAGAACACAAAACUUGGAAAUCCGUGAAGUGUUUUCAUUGGCAGUUAGCGAUUACCCCCAGAGAAUUCUGGGAGGAAAUGCCCCACAGAAGCCUAGCUCAGCAGAAGGAAAUUGUUUGUCCAUUGCAAUGGAGACUGGAGAUGCUGAGGAUGAAUAUGCCAGAGAGGAAGAGCUGGCAUCGAUGAGAGCACAGACACCAAGCUAUUCGAGAUUUUAUGAAAGUGGCAAUUCCCUUCGAGCUGAGAACCAAAGUACAACCUUGCCCGGACCAGGAAGAAAUAUGCCAAAUUCACAAAUGGUGAAUAUUAGAGAUAUGUCAGACAAUGUACUGUAUCAAAACAGAAACUACCAUUUGACACCACGGACCUCAUUACAUACAGCAUCUAGUACAAUGUACAGUAAUACUAAUCCAUUACGGAGUAAUUUUUCUCCUCAUUUUGCAUCAUCAAACCAAUUGAGAUUAUCACAAAACCAAAACAAUUACCAGAUUUCAGGAAACCUUACUGUGCCUUGGAUUACAGGGUGUUCUAGAAAAAGAGCACUACAGGACCGCACUCAGUUCAGUGACCGAGACUUAGCCACCCUUAAGAAGUAUUGGGACAAUGGCAUGACCAGCCUGGGCUCUGUUUGUAGAGAGAAAAUUGAAGCUGUUGCAACUGAAUUAAAUGUUGACUGUGAAAUAGUUCGGACUUGGAUUGGGAAUCGAAGAAGGAAAUAUCGUUUAAUGGGGAUUGAAGUUCCACCUCCAAGAGGAGGCCCUGCUGAUUUCUCUGAGCAACCUGAGUCUGGUUCUUUAUCUGCACUCACACCAGGAGAGGAAGCUGGGCCUGAAGUAGGAGAGGAUAAUGACAGAAAUGAUGAAGUAUCCAUCUGUUUGUCUGAAGGAAGCUCUCAAGAAGAGCCCAAUGAAGUUGUUCCGAAUGAUGCAAGGGCUCAUAAGGAAGAGGACCACCAUGCAGUAACCACAGAUAAUGUGAAAAUAGAAAUUAUUGAUGAUGAAGAAAGUGACAUGAUAAGUAAUUCUGAAGUAGAACAAGUAAACUCUUUCUUGGAUUAUAAGAAUGAAGAAGUCAAAUUCAUUGAAAAUGAGCUAGAGAUUCAAAAGCAAAAAUACUUUAAACUUCAGACUUUUGUUAGAAGCUUGAUAUUAGCAAUGAAAGCUGAUGAUAAGGAACAACAGCAGGCACUGCUGUCAGAUUUACCUCCUGAAUUAGAAGAAAUGGAUUUCAAUCAUGCCUCGCUGGAGCCUGAUGAUACCUCAUUCAGUGUAUCUUCUUUGUCAGAGAAAAAUGUCUCAGAAAGUUUGUGAUUUCAGUUGGAGGGAAUAUAUGAUACAGUCUUUUGGCUUCGUAACAGGUGUGCAUUUCAAGAUAACUGCAUUCUGUUGCCCUGGUAUUCUUUAGUUGGGAAAACACAUUGUUGAAACAGACGUAUUCUGUGAAGAAUGUACAAGAUAUAAUGGCUACAGUGCAAAAAAAAUGUAGGUGAAAUUUAAAAGCAUUGUUUGAGAGAGUAUUUUUUUAACUGAUGGAACUCUGGAAAAAAAAUUAUAUUUAAGUUUCAGCAGUUUAACCCUGAAAUUCAUUAUGUCUAAUUUCUAACCAGAGACAAAAUAACUAAAGACAUUUCAGCAUUGCUUAUCAAGUUGCUACAGCUUGAUUAGUCUUGUUUUUGUAGCCAUUACAUCUUCUUUCUUCUUCUCUCCUUUUCCUAUCAUCCACUUACACUUUUUCUCAGGAAAGUGGACUGAACAUUUAAAACAAAACUUUAAAAAAUUAUUUAACUCAUUAUUUAAUGAGUUCUCUGAUUUAGUUUUUAACCCCUAUGAAAAUUCGACUUAAACUAAUGACUGAAAAUUGAAAUGAUUACAGGUAUGUAAUUGUAAAUUGCUGGUGUUCUUCUAUUAUCUAACCCAAAUAUUUGUGUGGGGGUGGGGAAGCACAAUGGAAAGGUAAUUUAACCAACAUAACGUCAAAUAAAUUACGAAGUGUACAGAAACAAAA